AUGGUUGUAGCAACAAUUAAGUGUGUCGUUGUCGGUGACGGUGCCGUUGGAAAGACAUGUCUUCUCAUUUCGUAUACAACAAACAAAUUCCCCUCAGAAUAUGUCCCCACCGUCUUUGACAACUAUGCCGUGACCGUCAUGAUCGGCGAUGAGCCUUACACCCUCGGACUGUUUGAUACCGCCGGUCAGGAGGAUUAUGAUCGUCUCCGCCCUCUAUCCUACCCCCAGACCGAUGUCUUCCUUGUCUGCUUUUCGGUGACCUCGCCUGCCUCGUUUGAGAACGUUCGCGAAAAGUGGUUCCCUGAGGUCCACCACCACUGCCCCGGUGUUCCCUGCCUGAUUGUGGGUACCCAAACUGAUCUUCGGGAUGACGCUACUGUGCGCGACAAGCUCGCCCGCCAGAAGAUGCAGCCCAUUCGCAAGGAAGAUGGUGAUCGUAUGGCCAAGGAACUGGGUGCGGUGAAAUAUGUUGAAUGCUCCGCCUUAACACAGUACAAGCUCAAGGACGUCUUUGACGAGGCGAUUGUUGCCGCGCUCGAACCUGCUCCGAAGAAGAAGUCGAGAUGCGUUUUGCUGUAG
Molecule: messenger RNA, 579 nt
Organism: Aspergillus clavatus NRRL 1
Lineage: Eukaryota; Fungi; Ascomycota; Eurotiomycetes; Eurotiales; Aspergillaceae
Gene: cdc42
Product: Rho family GTPase CDC42
Exons: 4
Coding region: 1-579 (192 amino acids)
Biological process (GO): small GTPase-mediated signal transduction
Molecular function (GO): GTPase activity; GTP binding
Source: RefSeq, a predicted model, not a curated record